UGACAGGCGCUGCCGGUCGUGGGGUCUCCUUGGUGCCGGCGCCGCAGCUGUCGGGCCCGUCGAGUCGGUGGUCGUCGCCGCCCCUCCCGCUGUCUCCACGCCCGCACCCGAGGCCCAACCGACGCCGCCCGGCCCGCGCCAGGCUCCCACCACCGGCUCGGCCGCCUCGCGCCAUGGAGGCCCCCGGCGGCGCCCGGCGACCGCUGCUUCUGCUGCUGCUGCUCGCAGGUCUUGCGCAUGGCGCCUCAGCGGUGUUUGUGGUGAGAAACAGCAACGGCACAGCGUGUAUCAUGGCCAACUUCUCAGCAGCCUUCUCCGUCGUCUACGAAACCAGGAGUGGUUACAAGAACGUGUCCUUUGACCUGCCGUCCACUGCAGAAGUACUGAACUCCAGCUCCUGCGGUAAAGAGAACACUUCCAGCCCCAGCCUCGUGAUUGCUUUCGGAAGAGGACGCGUCCUGGCCCUCAAUUUCACGAGGAACGCAACGCUCUACAGUGUCCCGCUCCUGAGCUUUGUGUACAACCUGUCCGACUCAGACCUGUUCCCCAACGCGAGCUCCAAGGACAUCGAGACUGUGGGCUCCACCACCGACAUCAAGGCAGACAUAGACAAGAGGUACCGGUGUGUCAGCGACAGCGAGGUCCACAUGGGCAACGUGACCGUCACCCUGCGGGACGCCACCAUCCAGGCCUACCUGUGGAACAACAGCUUCAGCCAGGCAGAGUCUCGCUGCCGGCAGGACACGCCCUCCCCGACCACAGCACCACCGGCGCCGCCCGUGCCGCCCAGCCCCUCACCGCCGCCCAAGCCCGAGAGCCCCUCUGUAUCCAGGUACAACGUGAGUGACGGCAACGCGACUUGCCUGCUGGCCAGCAUGGGGCUGCAGCUGAACCUCUCCUACGUGCACAGAGACAACGCGACCGUGACCAGAGUGUUCAACAUCAACCCGAACAAGACCAAGCACAGCGGGCACUGCGGCGCCCAGCAGGUGACCCUGGAGCUGCAGAGUGAGAGGAGCACCGUGCUGGUCUUCCAGUUCGGGAUGAAUGCCAGUUCUGGCCAGUACUUCCUGGAAGGAGUCCUUCUGAACACAACCCUUCCUGAUGCCAGAGAGCCCGCCUUCUCGGCCACCAACAGCUCGCUGAGGGCGCUGCAGGCCACGCUGGGCAACUCCUACAAGUGCAACUCCGAGGAGCAUGUCCGCGUCACGCCCGCCUUCUCCCUCAGCAUCUUCAAGGUGUGGGUCCAGGCUUUCCAGGUCAAAGGUGACAAGUUCGGGUCCGUGGAGGAGUGCCUGCUGGACCAGGACAGCAUGCUGAUCCCCAUCGCCGUGGGCGGCGCCCUGGCCGGCCUGGUGCUCAUCGUGCUCAUCGCCUACCUCAUCGGCAGGAAGCGCAGCCACGCCGGCUACCAGACCAUCUAGCCGGCGCCGCCCGCCCCGCGGCCCCUCCCCCUGAGCCCGGGCGGGCGUGCAGGGGAGCGCGCUUCCCAGCCAGCUGUCCACCUCUGCUUUGUCGGGUGAGGCCCGCCCUGCGGCUCGCUGCACGGAGGCGCGGCUGUGGAGAGGAGCUGUGCAUUUUGCUAACUGGGUUAAAUAUUUUGCUAACUGGUUAAACGUUCCUAUUUACCAAAGUAGAGCUCUGCGGGAGGCAGGGGCGCUUUCCUGAUGGCCACGGGCUCCACUCAUUCGGCUUCUUAAGAUUCUGGUGUUGGUUUCCUCAUUCCUUACUCAGACGAAAGCCUUGUAAAGGGAAACAAGCUCUGGUCCACACGGGGCCGGAGGGGCCCUGCCGCCCGAGAGCCGGCGCCUCCUAACGCAAGAGCGGGCGGUCUUUCAUUGACUUUCUUGUAAAGUGGUUUCCAGCCCUGGCUUGGUGUUGGGGUGACCCUGUUCUGUGCUGUGUGUGACACCAGGCCCACUGCUGAUUGUGCUGGGGACCGGCCCGCGUGCAGCGGCUGCCUGUAACAGUGCUAAUAAAAAGGCCCUCUUUGUGAGGA
Molecule: messenger RNA, 1999 nt
Organism: Lepus europaeus (European hare)
Lineage: Eukaryota; Metazoa; Chordata; Mammalia; Lagomorpha; Leporidae
Gene: LAMP1
Product: lysosomal associated membrane protein 1
Exons: 9
Coding region: 174-1424 (416 amino acids)
Cellular component (GO): membrane
Source: RefSeq, a predicted model, not a curated record